This is a messenger RNA of Cladophialophora yegresii CBS 114405, 390 nucleotides long. Its product is annotated as DNA-directed RNA polymerase I and III subunit RPAC2. NCBI's taxonomy places the organism in Eukaryota, Fungi, Ascomycota, Eurotiomycetes, Chaetothyriales, Herpotrichiellaceae. The transcript has 4 exons. Gene Ontology annotation, biological process: DNA-templated transcription. The record is from RefSeq and is a predicted model, not a curated record. Gene Ontology annotation, cellular component: RNA polymerase III complex; RNA polymerase I complex. Gene Ontology annotation, molecular function: DNA binding; protein dimerization activity; DNA-directed RNA polymerase activity. The coding region runs from base 1 to 390 and encodes 129 amino acids.
AUGUCAGACGAAGACCCAUACUCUCAGGACGAAACAGAAAGGAAAUGGGAACAGGCUGAAGAACUGUGGCUGGGAGGCGCACCGAAGUUAGUCGUGCUUCCUGGGGCUUCUUCGCACGCCGCGUCCUUUCAGAUCGAGAAGGAAGAUCACACGCUUGGGAAUGCGCUGCGGUAUUUCGUCAACAAGAAUCCUGAUGUCGAGUUCUGCGGGUAUACCAUUCCGCAUCCUUCAGAGACGAAGAUGAACAUUCGGAUACAGACUUGGGAGGACACCAAGACAACAGCAACUGACGCACUGAGGAAGGGACUGGAAGAUAUGAUCGAAGCAUGCGACGUGAUCUCGGAGAAGUUCCAUGAUGCACGGGACGAGUUCGACGCGAAGGCGUCAUGA